This is a messenger RNA of Hirsutella rhossiliensis, 894 nucleotides long. Its product is annotated as centromere DNA-binding protein complex CBF3 subunit. NCBI's taxonomy places the organism in Eukaryota, Fungi, Ascomycota, Sordariomycetes, Hypocreales, Ophiocordycipitaceae. The transcript has 5 exons. The record is from RefSeq and is a predicted model, not a curated record. Gene Ontology annotation, molecular function: DNA binding. The coding region runs from base 1 to 894 and encodes 297 amino acids.
AUGUCGAACGCGAUAGAGGAUCCCCGGGUCAGGGCGGCCAUUGAGCACUACCUGUUAGAUCUGGAGAACACCCAGCCGAAGAAUACGAAGCGAAAUUAUCGUCCCAAGCAGGAAGAAUGGAAGGAGUGGUGUCAAGCCAACUGGCCUGCGAUCCCGGACGUUUGGCCGGCCUCGGUACCACAGGGCCAACAGCUACCGGGAGACCUGGUCGAUGAAGGAAAGCUCUUGCUCUUCAUGAAGGAGAUACCCGACCACACCAACGUGGCAUGGUCCGAGAGAGAGAUCGCCUGCGCCCUGAGGACGCAGGUGGACUUUCUGCUCGGGAACCACAUGCUGCUGCGGUCCGGCAACCGCCUGCCGAUGGAGUUGGCAGACUGCUUUCCCCUGGACUUACCCAACGAGGGCUUCAAGGCCCAGGGGUAUACCACGAAGGCGCUGGUUGUCGUGAUGAACUGUGGGAAGACCAACCAGCACGGCCGCAUGGAGUAUGGAUCUGCUUUGCGGCAUCGAGAUCCGCGAUCUUGUCUCAUCGGCGCCCUCGCGUUCUGGCUUUUCUGGCGCUGGCAGGUAGAAAAGGCGGAAAGGUUUCCCGUCUUCCAAAGAAGCGAAGACUGGUAUGAAACGAAGGUGCUCCGCCGAUCGGCGAAGGAGCCUCAAGCUCCGUUGUCGGGCCAGACUGCCCGAGAAUGGACGUCCAGGUUCUACAAGAAGGCCGGCAUCAAGGUCUCCAAGGUCAGCCACGCGCCUAGAGUGGCCGCGACGCAAAACGCCGACAUGGCCGGAGUGGAUGAAGGCCAGAUCCGCCGAGCCGGUCGUUGGAAUAACGGAGACCAAAUGACCGGCUGCUAUCUGACUUCCCUGCCUUUCGAAUUCGAGGGCCGUGGCCGACUUUGA